AUGAAUCGGUAUAUAACUUUAAGCCAACUUGGUGAUGGCACCUAUGGUACUGUCGUUCUAGGCCAACGUAAAGACACUGGAGAAAAAGUGGCUAUUAAGCGAAUGAAGCGGAAAUAUUAUUCAUGGGAAGAAGCCAUGAAUUUACGAGAAGUGAAGUCACUUAAGAAAUUAUCACAUCCGAAUAUUGUAAAGCUGAAAGAGGUCAUCAGGGAGAAUGAUACACUUUACUUUGUAUUUGAAUACAUGAAGGAAAACCUGUAUCAAAUGAUAAAGGAUCGUGAUACACACCUACCGGAACCAACUUUAAAAAGCAUUUUAUUUCAGGUGCUAACAGGCCUAGCUUUCAUGCACCGACAUGGUUUUUUUCAUAGAGAUCUGAAACCAGAAAAUUUAUUAUGCUCCGGAUCAGAACUUAUAAAGAUUGCUGAUUUCGGUCUAGCGCGUGAAAUACGCUCAAGACCACCAUUUACGGACUAUGUGUCAACAAGAUGGUAUCGUGCUCCAGAAGUACUUCUGCACUCUACAAAUUAUAGCAGCGCAAUUGACUUAUGGGCUAUGGGUUGUAUAAUGGCAGAAUUAUACACAUUUCGACCAUUGUUCCCUGGUAGUAGUGAAGUAGAUCAAUUGUUCAAAAUUUGUUCCGUUUUAGGAACUCCACAAAAAAACGAUUGGCCUGAAGGUUAUCGGCUCGCUGCUAUCAUACAAUUCCGCUAUCCAGACUGCGUAAAAGUACCACUCAAUACAUUUAUUACGCGAUGUAGCCGAUCCGGUUUAGAAUUGCUAGAGAAUAUGUUGUUAUACGAUCCCAAUAAGAGGCCAACAGCUCAACAGAGCCUGAAAUAUCCAUACUUUCAUGCUGUAAAGCGAAUUUCCCCGGCUGCAGCCACAAAUGCUAAUGCUAAACUAUCUGCAAAGUAUGCCAAUGCUAACGGAUUAACGCAGAAUUUGUCAAACAACGUGCUUCCGGUGCAAGAAAAAUUGCAAUCUGUUACCGAAUUACUACAUCAAAGCAAUAACAACAACAACAACAACAACAACGCAAGUCAAAUUUCGAAUAAUGCUAAAUUAAAAUCGAUACAGAAACAACAACCAGUGCAAUCUCUUCAACAGCAACAACAAGUGAAUAUGCCAAAAAUUAGUUUUUUGACAAUGAACACGACAGACGAACUUACGCAGCAACCAGCCACUAUUCAACGAACUGUGACGCAGUUUAAGGAUGCAUUGGAUGAAGGCUCUAUUAAAAGUGGUUCUAUACGCUACAGUACAAUUUUAGCACCCGUUAGUAAUAUCUACCUGAAUGGUGGAAAUGUAUUAAAACAGCCAAUCAAGCAAAAUGACGAAAUUCUAAUACCUGAUGAACAUAUAAAUGAUAUAUAUCUGAAUCGGAGUAUAACGCAAAUCUUAGGUCUGAAUACUAUCCAACAGCAAGCACAGCAUCCAAAUGUAUCUUUUAAUACGAAUAAUAACAAAGGGAGUACGAUAUAUUUAAAUAGCCAGCGAAAUUAUACAUUGCUGGAAACUGCUACAGAAAAUGCCAAAAACUCCGCAAAAACUGGAGUGUAUUACAGAAGAACUCGACCAAGUGUACUGAAUAUGAAUGGAUAUAUGAAAGAUGGCAAGGUAUACAAUAUAUUCUCCAAAGUUGAGGAUUCCAUCAAGCCAGUUCAUACAAAUGUUAUAUUGCAGCAACCGCAUAGCAAUAACUUAAAUAAUACUGCAAUGUUGGUGAAUCAUUUAUCCAACAAUAUUAUAAAAACUAACGUGUUAAAUAACCAAACAGAAAACUUAAAAAAGAGUGAUGACCUGGAUACCAUACUUGGGUCUAAGAUCAAAACUUCAGGCAAACAUCGUAAAAAUAAAAAUGCAAAUGUGGUUUUGGAAGAUUUGUUUGGUCACUUGUCCAUGGACUCCGAUAGUGAUACAACAAAAUAUGCAACUGUUCCGCCGCAAACCCAAUUGCAUAAUCCUACAUCUGGACGCACAUCAAGCUUACCAAAUGCUGAUUAUUCAAAUGAGUAUUCCUGUGGUACAGAAAAGACGAACACCAAUGGAAAAGAUCAAACCAGCUCGAAGGCAUUUGACAGUCUAGAAGUAAAUAUGGGUAGUCGCACAGAGUCUUUAUCUACCAAUACAGCUAAAAACCAAAGGGAAAAGUCAAUGCUAUUUCCAUGGGACGAGACUAAUAAAACUGAAGAUGAGAAAUUAACGGCUUGGAUGGUGUCAGAAAAUGGAUCAAUACUGGAAAAGAAAAUAUUAAGUGGACAUAAAGAUCGCAAUUCUCUGUGGAUGUCAUCACCGUACCUGAAUCACUAGUAAAACAUUAAAAAUUUAUAAAUAUAUAUAUGUGUAAAUUUAAGAAUAUUAAUUUAAAACAAAAAAACCAAAACUACCGAAAUCCCAGUGGAACCUCUAAAAGUUUUUGAAAUAGAUUUAAAGUACUAGAGUCAGUUCUAAUAUGAGAUAUAAAUUUUGUAACUUGAAUCUACUACUUUAAUGUUACAUAAAUUAGU
Molecule: messenger RNA, 2510 nt
Organism: Teleopsis dalmanni
Lineage: Eukaryota; Metazoa; Arthropoda; Insecta; Diptera; Diopsidae
Product: mitogen-activated protein kinase 16
Exons: 9
Coding region: 1-2313 (770 amino acids)
Biological process (GO): intracellular signal transduction; cilium assembly; protein phosphorylation
Cellular component (GO): nucleus; cytoplasm; cilium
Molecular function (GO): ATP binding; protein serine/threonine kinase activity
Source: RefSeq, a predicted model, not a curated record